AAAUCGCUGUUUGUUGAAGAGAAAUCUGGCAAUAUUAACUCCACGUACUUUUUAUGAAUGUUUAUAUUUUGAUCAAACUUUUGAGUGACCACUUUUAUUAUUCUUAAUUCUGCCUUGGAUACUGGUAUUUUAUUCCCCUAUUUUCGAAAUAUGUCUGAGCAACCUGGUGAGGAUAAGAAACCCGACCUCAGUAAUAUACCAAGAGGUGCAAUUGGAAUUAAAGGCUUACCUAUCAGCCGCAAUACUAGAUUGCCAUCAAUUAGGAGCCCUAGAGAUCUGAUGCUAGGAGCUCAGCCUAAAAGGACUUUUGUACCAAAUAUUCCUGUCCGAAGAGAAAAGAAACCACUUGUUACCGAUAAAGAUACUGCUGCAAAACCUGAAGAUAUUCAAAAACCAAAAAUAAAGCAUCUACCUGCUCAAAAUGACAGAGGUAGAGGCCGAGGAAGAGGCAGAGGACAAAUCAUACAGACACAGGGCUCUGUAUUUGGAGAGGGUCUUUCAAUGGAUAUUGCACGAAAAGAUAAAUUACCACGGGAGACUAUUCCGAGGAUAAGAGGACUUAGAGUGAAGCAGGAAAAGAUGGAAGUUGAUGUUUCUGACAUCAGUGAAGGAAUGAAUAACAUAUUUACAGAUAAUUUUAUUGAUGAUGGAGAUGAUGACUUUGAAGAUGCAUUAAAACCUGUACUUUUUCCUCUGCAAAAUUCUUUGAAAAAUGAAGAGAAGAAGGAAAUUAAAAAAGAGACGUUAAAUUUUGAAAAUGAAGACAUUGCGAAAGAAAUGGGAUAUGAUAUCAAACAAGUUGCUAAAUUUAUAAAAAAGGAAAAGGAUAUUGAAGAAGAAGAAAUAAAAGAACCUUAUGUGCCUCAAAAUCGUGUAUCCGAAUUUUUCACUAAUGCUAAACCACAGCUGCUGCUGCUUCAAUUUCCACAGUGUGUAACAGCUAAACAAAAGAAUGAUGAGUUAGAUUCUGACCGCCAUCCAAAAGCCCAAGUAAAUACUGAAAACAUCCCAUCUAAUGAUCAGAAAUUGAAUACAACAUCUCUAUCAGCUUUACCAGAAGGUCUUGUAGGAAAAUUUCAAGUACUAAAGUCUGGAAAAGCUAGAUUAGUCUUUGGUUCACUGAAUUUUGAUCUUGAUUCUAUCAAUUCCUUGUGUUCAAGGCAUGAAGUUGCUUCAGUAAAAACAAAUUCAAAUACUGGUGAUAUUGUAGUAUUGGGAAAUAUGGAGUGCAAGAUGAAAUUUGUACCAGAUGUAGAACAUUUGUUAAGCUUUUAAAAGACUUUCUUGUUGUAAAUGAAAGGUCCAGUUGUACAAAAGGGUUCAUGUAUUUUCUAAAAAAAUAACCAUACAUUCCGGCGUAUAAUGUGCACCUAUAAUUUUAAACUACAUUUUAAAAAUUUUUAGGUAUAUUCAUUAUAUAAUGCACACCCUUUUCUUUAAGAAGAAACCUGAAAGAUACAUGUGUGAUGCUCUUUUGAAGUCAUUCAUUAGAAGGUUUUCUCCAGAUUUUUGAGCAAUCAUGUGCUGAACUGACAAGCGAUAAGGGGAACAAUAUAUGUGUGUGUGGGUGGGGAUUUUUGAGAGAGUAAAUAAUUCUGCAAAGAGAGUAAGCCGUAUUCAAUGCAGCUGUGCACAAGAAUGUUAUUUUAGGGUUUGGAAAAUGAUGAUGAUGAUGAUGGU
Molecule: messenger RNA, 1680 nt
Organism: Stegodyphus dumicola
Lineage: Eukaryota; Metazoa; Arthropoda; Arachnida; Araneae; Eresidae
Product: DNA-directed RNA polymerase III subunit RPC4-like
Biological process (GO): tRNA transcription by RNA polymerase III
Cellular component (GO): RNA polymerase III complex
Molecular function (GO): DNA binding
Source: RefSeq, a predicted model, not a curated record